Exophiala xenobiotica is the source of this 3391-nucleotide messenger RNA. RefSeq lists its product as uncharacterized. Bases 1125 to 2999 code for a protein of 624 amino acids. The transcript is spliced from 2 exons. Gene Ontology annotation, biological process: ubiquitin-dependent protein catabolic process; establishment or maintenance of cell polarity. Lineage: Eukaryota; Fungi; Ascomycota; Eurotiomycetes; Chaetothyriales; Herpotrichiellaceae. Gene Ontology annotation, cellular component: MUB1-RAD6-UBR2 ubiquitin ligase complex. The record is from RefSeq and is a predicted model, not a curated record.
GUACUAGCGAUGCGAACGACCAGGUUGGCAGUCUUGACCGAAGUAUUCCUUUGAAGAAAGACUUUUGGCAAGGACAAUGGAACAGACUCCCCCCAGUAGUUUAUAUGCGCCUAAAUCAGGAGCCCUUGAACCCCAAUCAUGAAGAGACUGCAACUGUCACUCCAUAAUCUCACCGUGGACAUAGACAGCAUACAGCCUCUACCGCUAAUCCGUCGAAGGUGGCUAAUUGUACAAGAAUCAAGGGCCUGCUUGCAGAUGAUGACAGAUGGACAGCAAAGAGUCUGAUCGAGGACAGUAAAAUGACUCCAUGCGACACGAGACUUUGAUGGUGGCUAGUUUGUGAAAGGCCUUUCAAAGGAUGGCGAAGAAAUUGCAGGUUAGCGACGUUUUUAGUGGCCAGUGAACGCCUGCGCCGCUGCCGCAACUUCAGACACAACCGUCGAACAACAGCCUCCUCACUUCCCUGAUACCAUCAUCUUCACUGCACCCUCUCUCACCUUCAGCCACCUCCAUUAUCAUCCUCAUCAACUCUUCUCACACCCUCUUCGAGACUGCUGAUCACCUUUGUUUUUUCUCGUUGCAUCCGCAUCUGCUUGCCGAGUUUCGCUUCGACUGCACAUCCUCGAGUCCCCUGUGCUCGCUUCUCCCAUCUCUGCCAGCCCUGUCCGCAACCUACCUCCCACGCGUCCUCGACUCGAACCUCCACGCUCUUUACGAAUCCGUUCCUGUGCAAAAAUACAUACUUGCUAUCGUACCGAUCGACGAACAAACGUCCACUGAGAGCUACGAAUACCACCGUCUUCGUGCACAGAUUGAUUGAAAAUCCCCAAUCAGGGGAUCUAUACCUUUCGAUCUUGGCCGAGCCUUGUACUGCCAUCUGCCCCCACAACAGAGCGACGGGAUCACUUGAUGGCUGCUUGCUCCUUUCCACAUUGUAUGCGGCAGCGUGCAUAGUCUCGACUGCGACUCAGGCCUCUCAACUGUUUUUCUUGUCCGUGCCUCAAAAGGCCCGAUAAGAGUCACGAUUCAAGUCCGAUUCUGGCUUCGCAUUGAUCAAAAUCAUUUGAAUUUCCCAGGAUUGUGUUUCGAAAUAAUUGCACGAAACAACAGCAUACUAAGACAAUAUGAGAGAGGUCAAUUUCAGCAUUCCUAAUGUCAAUAAGGCCUCUGUCCAUAUCACCCCAACCCUCUACGACCGUCGAGCGCUGGACUGUACCUCGACUCUACCCCUAAUCAACUCUCUCAACCAUCUCGCGUAUCUUACCACUUCCUCGGCUCGCAUCAGAGAUAUUCUGACAGUAGAUGGCGGGGUUGAACGUCUCAUAUGCGUAUUGAAGGAGGGCAGGAGCAAGGAUGAGAUGCACAUGUGGAAGUGGAACCUUGCGUUCCAAUGCAUUGUGAACAUAGGGGUCCGAGGUUCUGAGGUUGUUCGCACUCGAGUUGUCGAAGCAGAUAUGGUGCCGGUGAUUGCGACUAUCCUGUGGGACUACAUCUUGGUGAUCGAGAUGGAAAAAGCAAAGGCGGAUGCUGAGCAAGAAAAGCGCAAUGGCACUAAACAUCCUGCAGGUUCCCGAUCUAAACUUUCCCGCGAGCUCCCACAAGACCCCCUCUCAAGGACAUCUUUCCUGGAGCAUAUGAACGCUGCAGCGGAUCAGCGCUCUACCCGUCGGCAAGCACCUCCGCCGUCACUUGAUUUACCGCAAUCCUUUUCUCAGACCUUUGGCACCACAGAGACAGGCACAGCAGACGGCAAUGUGACUCCUUCCGGUGUCUUCACCUCGCCACCUGAACGGACUGUGUUCCCGAGACGCGAUUUUCACCAUCACACACGAGGCCAAGAGAGCAGAGGGUCUUUCCAUCGAUCUAUGAACAUGCAAGCACCUGCGACUGCAGUCCCUUCAAUGGAUACUUCCGAUGGGUUUUCAUUGCGUCCUGUACGCGAGGUAGACAGAUUACCUUCGAUGCUGCCGGCCUUGAACACAGGCAUCACUUCUCAUCCUGACCCACCUACUACGCCCUCCGCUCCUGUCUCCCGUGGACUGUUGUCCCCUAUCGGCCGCCGGAUGCGCAGACCCUCCAUUCGACACCAAAAUAGUACCUCUGCUGACCCUGAAGAUGUCAUGUUGGACGACGUACCGGGCCCUGGCGAAGACCUGCUGGACCCUGAUGGUCAGCCAGAAGGCCAAAGCAGAGAUCAGACUCGAGAUCCCAGCCCACACGAUCCAGGAGACUUAGCGGAGCGCCAACCAUUGACCUUGACUAUUCCUCCUCAACAAGCUCGAGAGAUUGACAAUGUCGAUAUUGCUCAGCAAACGCCAAUCCUCGCAGGCAUGACCAAUCCAUUAGGACCUGCAGCGCACGAACCUAUGGGCGCCUCACCAAUACCACCACCACCAACCACAGCUGCCUCUCCUGCAAUUCCGUUGAAUGCAUAUCCUAAUUUCUUCCUAAGAACCGCUACUGCGACAGCUUCGACGACCGCGUUGAUGCCUCGCGACGAGGAUGUAUUGAUGGGUCUGCAAUUGCUCGCCUACAUUUCAAAAUACUGUUACCUUCGCCACUACUUCCAGAAAACCCACCUGGUCCCCAGACUCCGAAUUGACAGGGAGGUCGAGAAGAUAUACGGCCCAAUGUGCGGAUGCCCGAUGUUGCCUGAGCCAACCGAAGAUGAAGACGAAGAAUUCCUCCAGCCUGAUGAUUACAACAUCUUCCCCUUGGUGGAGAAAUUCACUGUAAGACACCACUCCAAGGACAUGCAGUAUUGGGCCUGUGUGGUCAUGCGGAAUUUGUGCAGAAAGGACGAUGCUCGAGGAGGCAUACGCCAGUGCGCCAACUAUCAGUGCGGUAAAUGGGAAGAAUACACACGGCAGUUCGCAAAAUGCAGACGUUGCCGGCGAACUAAGUACUGCAGCAAGGAAUGCCAACGCGAGUCGUGGAGCAUGCAUAGGCACUGGUGCCACCUCGAGAAUAUUUAUCUGAACCGCCGAUCGAAUGCUUAAGCAAACAUGAAAACUGCAUAGCCACGGAGUAUUAACGAUUGGGUAUUGUUUGGCGUUUGCUGGUUAUUGAGUCUCGUCAGACACAGGGUUUUCGGUCCUCAAUGCCAAACGGACAGAAUGAGCACCCGCUAUGAUUGAUGUACAGCGCAUCGCGUUAUUGGACGAAGUAUGAUGUCCUUCGAGGUACAUAUCACUAAGGGACGAGCUGGACGAGGGCUUGUGACAGUGGAGACGAUGAAGGUGCUUUUGGAUUGCUGACCUAUGGACGUGUCUUGCGGUGACUGUCUGGCCACUGCACCUGGUGAUCCUUAUUGACUGUUAUUGACACAGAUGUGUAAUCUGACGACGUUACUACUGCACAAUGAUGAAGAAUCGAAUACUCGUUUCAAGAA